ACAUAAUAUGGCUUUCCUCCGCUGAAAUCGGUAAAUUUGGAUGCAAAAACUCUUUUGCUGUUGCUAUUUUAUUAAGCCAUUUCAUCUCUGCUGGGCUGGAUUCUGCAAUUUAAUGAAUCUCUUGCCAAAGUCUAGCUGCAACUUUCCAUGGCUGCCACCACUACUCUGAUCGCCCAGGUUUUGCUCGUUGUGCUAUUCUUCCUUGCUUACCUCUCUGCUGUACAUGGCAGACUUGAUCAAGAUUACAAAGAUCAACUCCUAAGCUCAGCCCAGCAGGACAAAGAUUGGUUGGUUUCUGUCAGGAGGCAAAUCCAUGAAAAUCCCGAACUCCGCUUCCAAGAGCACGAUACUUGUGCUCUUAUCCGCCAACAACUCGAGCAAUUUGGCAUCCCUUAUUCAUACCCAUUUGCCAAGACAGGUAUUGUAGCUCAAAUUGGCUCCGGUACUAAGCCUGUCGUUGCUCUUCGUGCUGAUAUGGAUGCUCUCCCGAUUCAGGAGCUUGUGGAAUGGGAGCAUAAGAGCAAAAUAGAUGGCAAAAUGCACGCGUGCGGGCACGAUGCUCAUACUACCAUGCUUCUUGGUGCUGCCAAGUUGCUUAAUGAACGCAAAGAUAGGCUUAAGGGAACUGUCCGACUACUUUUCCAACCUGCAGAGGAGGGGGGUGCUGGUGCAUUUCACAUGAUAAAGGACGGAGCUUUAGGUGAUGCUGAAGCAAUAUUUGGAAUGCAUGUUGAUGAUGAAAAACCCACAGGAAGCAUAGCAUUGGUUCCAGGGCCACUCUCAGCUGCUACAUGCAUCUUUGAAGCCAAAAUAGAAGGAGUUGGUGGGCAUGCUACAGUGCCUCAUUCUACUGUAGAUCCAAUACUAGCUGCAUCCUUUGCAAUUUUAGCAUUGCAACAGCUAACCUCUAGAGAAGCUGAUCCUCUCCACAGUCAAGUGUUGUCUGUUACUUUUAUCAGAGGUGGAUCUGCCUUCAACGUGAUUCCACCAUAUGUGGAAUUUGGGGGCACUUUGAGGAGUCUCACCACCGAAGGCUUGCAUAAUCUCCGACAGAGGUUGAAAGAGGUCAUAAAAGGACAAGCAGCCGUACACAAAUGUGAUGCUUCUAUAGACAUGAAAGAAGAUUACCUGCCCUAUCCUGCUGUUGUAAAUGAUGAUAGCUUGCAUCAACAUGUUCAGAAGGUUGGCCGCCUUUUGCUUGGUCCUGAGAAUGUCAAGAGAGGCAACAAGGCUAUGGUAGGAGAGGACUUUGCCUUUUAUCAAGAAAUAAUCCCUGGAUUUAUGCUAAGCAUUGGAAUUAGAAAUGAGGAAGUCGGCUCAAUUCAUCCACCACACUCCCCUUACUUCCGUAUCGACGAGGAUAUCCUUCCAAUUGGGGCAGCCUUAAAUACUGCUCUGGCAGAACUAUACCUGAAAGAGCACGAACAUUCUAUUUUACAUCAAACAUUUUAAGGGCUUCAAAAGUAUUGAUAAAUUCCUUUAUGCUGAUAGAUUGAACUUGUCCAUAUAUGCAGUCAAAGGAAGUCCAACUUUCCAUUUGUAUACUUUUCUUUGCGGUAGCACAUUUUGAAUAGCUACUGCAUUUGCAAAAGUUUCUCUUUGAAGUCCUUUCCAUUCAGCAUAGACAAUGAAUAGGAUUAUGUACUUGAUAGUAACUUGUUAGAGAUUAAUGUUUGGGAAAUGGGUAGCCGCUUCAUUUUCUGUUUUAGCACCUGCUCCCUACAACUCCCUAUGCCCCAACCCUCGAAUGAAUCCAUUUACUGGAUUACAGUAACAAUCGUCUGGUAUGUACAAAAUGCAGCUGAUUAAACACAAUUUUUUUUACUGUAUUAGUUGAUUGCAGUCAACCAGGCAGCUUGUAAGAAAAUCACUACUAGGAGAGUGUGACUGUGUUGUGGAAAAGGCUACAUCAGGGGCCACAGAUUAUCCCACUUUCGCGUUUGCUUGGUUUGGUCUGUUGCACUCUUUAGACUCUCACAACCACCUAAAAUGCAUCCCCUCCUCCACUUCUGCCUUUUUCAUUUCCCUUGGCCAAAGUAGGUAUUUUCUGGUCAAAUCUUUAACGACAAUAACUAACGCAUCACAUGGAUCAUGAGAGGAAAAGGCUUCCUUUGAACAAUCAUGGUAGGUUUCUUCUUGUUUUAACUGUCUAUU
Durio zibethinus is the source of this 2154-nucleotide messenger RNA. RefSeq names its product IAA-amino acid hydrolase ILR1-like 3. Gene Ontology annotation, molecular function: hydrolase activity. NCBI's taxonomy places the organism in Eukaryota, Viridiplantae, Streptophyta, Magnoliopsida, Malvales, Malvaceae. The record is from RefSeq and is a predicted model, not a curated record. Gene Ontology annotation, biological process: auxin metabolic process.